AUGAGAAAAUUCCAAGAAAUAAAAAGCUCUUGCGGCUUAAAACGAAUACCUCCGAAAAAGAUACGUGAGAAUCAAUGGAUUGCCAACAAAGAUUUCGAAGACAUAGGCCUUUGCGGAUGGUUGUUUACAAUCGAAGACGGAUCUAAAAAAUUUUACAAUGACAGGUUAAUCGAACUAACUCUUCACUGCGUCAUGGACGGAAGCUCGAUAAUAUUGCUGAGGAUUGUCGCACCGACUCCGAGGCAUCAAAUUGUUCUUCAAGAAUUCGGGGAUGUUCCUCAAUUCUCUUUCGUACGUUUUGAAAACGCGCGAUUCAUGAUGCGAUUUGACGGAAAAAUCCAGGUUUAUACAAUCCUGAUGGAUAUUGGAAACCGGGAUGGAUGUACUCUCGUUAAAGCAACGGAAAAAUGCCUGGACCCUGCAUCAUUUCAAGGAGGAAUUCUCGACGGCCGGUUUUAUUCACUGAUUUCAAAAGCGAUAACGCCCUUUACCGGUCAGAUGAUCUUUGACGAAAACGACGUUGAUAACGAAUUGAAAAAGAUCGCGCGCAACAAACCGUUGUACGAAUCAUUGUAUGCCAAUGAAGUCGUCAAAAACUUGAGUGAGGAUGUUUCGAUUGCAGAAUUUUUGAUGCAAGCGCGUUUGUUCUCGAAACUACAAAAUACGUUUUGCGGCCUCCCGAUCGGAAAAUUCGACAGCGUCAAGGUUACAAGAUUUUUUCAAAACAGCAAAAAACUUCCUGACUGUCCUGACUCCGACUCUCAAACAGAAACCGUCAUUUUGACAGAAGACGAAAUUUUGGAGCGACAAUUAUCGCGGUGUGAUUUGAAAAUAGAAGACUUUAGCUCAGAUGACACGGAUAAUGAAGAAAAUCUCGAUCAAACGGUCCAUCGAGGACUGAUCUUCGGAGAGAGGGAGGAAAGCGAUGAGGAAGCAGGAUCCGAGAGCGAGUUAAUCAAUGAUGACCCAACUGUGGCGGACGAUGACCCACAAGACCUUUACACGAGAGAUUUCGAUGCUGAGAACGAGCAAACUCAAAAAGAACUGAGAGAUAACGACGACGAGACGAGCCUUGCGGAUAGAAUUAAAGCACUCGCAAGCAACAUCAACUCGGAAAGUUCCGACGACGACUCCUUCCAGCCAGCUAGACCUUCGACUCCAAUCAAUUUUGAUUAUCAAGACCCAACAAGGAUCAAUCCUUCAACGCCCCGAAAGAAGAACCCCUUUUUAUAUCGUCAAAAACUCGCCGGAAAACCGGCAUGGAAAAGAUUUUUAUUUCGUCGUAACUCGGAGGAGAUUCAGGAACCAGCUACGAAAAAAGCGAAAACUGAUGCAGUCAUAACGAUUUCGUCCGACUCAGACGAAUAA
Oikopleura dioica is the source of this 1368-nucleotide messenger RNA. Lineage: Eukaryota; Metazoa; Chordata; Appendicularia; Copelata; Oikopleuridae. The record is from the annotation of a GenBank genome assembly.